UUAUUUUCUGACUACAACUCUGUGUAGUAACUUCCUUAUCAUUUGUUUUUGUGGUUAGAGGUUGGAGUAUUAUGAUAGGUUAAUUUUGACUGUAAAAUUUGGAUACGCUUGUUCAGUAGAUAACUAAUUAUAUUUAAUUCACUUAAAACUGACCAGAGAAAUGUCCAAGCCAAUAACCUUUGUCACUGGUAACGCCAAAAAGUUGGAGGAACUUGUUGCCAUCUUGGGCGAUACGUUUCCGCGCAAAGUUGUUAGCUCGAAAAUAGAUCUUCCAGAAUUACAGGGUGAAAUUGAUGAGAUUGCUGUCAAGAAAUGUAAAGAAGCAGCACGGCAAAUAGACGGUCCUGUACUAGUGGAAGACACGUGUUUAUGCUUCAAUGCUUUGCAAGGUUUGCCGGGACCUUAUAUUAAAUGGUUUCUUGAAAAGUUGCAACCCGAAGGCCUGCAUCGUUUGUUAGCUGGCUGGGAUGACAAGAGUGCCAAGGCAAUAUGCACCUUCAGUUAUGCUGAAAGCGCCAAUAGUGAACCUAUCAUUUUUCAGGGCAUAACAGAAGGCAGUAUAGUUGAACCAAGAGGUUGUCGUGAUUUUGGCUGGGAUCCAAUUUUUCAACCGAAAGGCUACCAACUAACUUAUGCAGAAAUGCCUAAGGAGGAGAAAAACAAGAUAUCACAUCGUUAUCGUGCGCUCGCUGCUUUGCAGGAAUAUUUUCUACAGCGGAAAGAGGAUUAGUACGUGCAGAGGAAGGUCUUACGACUUACAUGCACAUAUGGAUAUGUGCAUGUGUAUAUAUGUAUAAGUUUAAACGUGCAUGAUUGUAUGGUAGUAAAAAAAGCUAAUUAUAUUACAAAGUAAACAGCCG
Molecule: messenger RNA, 860 nt
Organism: Rhagoletis pomonella (apple maggot)
Lineage: Eukaryota; Metazoa; Arthropoda; Insecta; Diptera; Tephritidae
Product: inosine triphosphate pyrophosphatase-like
Exons: 2
Coding region: 161-730 (189 amino acids)
Biological process (GO): nucleoside triphosphate catabolic process
Cellular component (GO): cytoplasm
Molecular function (GO): nucleoside triphosphate diphosphatase activity
Source: RefSeq, a predicted model, not a curated record